Molecule: messenger RNA, 1536 nt
Organism: Alternaria rosae
Lineage: Eukaryota; Fungi; Ascomycota; Dothideomycetes; Pleosporales; Pleosporaceae
Product: exoglucanase-6A precursor
Exons: 2
Coding region: 147-1331 (394 amino acids)
Biological process (GO): cellulose catabolic process
Molecular function (GO): hydrolase activity, hydrolyzing O-glycosyl compounds
Source: RefSeq, a predicted model, not a curated record
CAUUCACACCGGCUGAAGUAAUUUGGAUAUUGAUGAAGACUUCAUGAUCGCCAGCACCGGGGUUGAGCUCCAGCAUACAAAUAUGCGUGCUCGCCAGAGGUUUCAUUCUUCACGCACUCCUUCUCACACUCUCUUCUCUAGCCACGAUGCUAUCUAAACUUCUCUUCACUGCUGCGCUCGCAGCUGGCGUGGCUCAGGCCCUGCCCCAAGCGACCAGCACUCGUGCUACCACAACGGCCGCUCCCGCAGCGACUGGCAACCCCUUCGCUGGCAAGGACUUCUACGCUAACCCGUACUACUCGUCCGAGGUCUACACCCAGGCCAUGCCAUCUCUUGCUGCAUCUCUGAAGCCUGCUGCUUCCGCGGUAGCCAAGGUCGGCUCAUUCGUAUGGAUGGACACGAUGGCCAAGGUUCCUCUCAUGGACACUUACCUGGCCGACAUCAAGGCCAAGAACGCCGCAGGUGCGAAGCUGAUGGGUACCUUUGUCGUCUACGACCUACCCGAGCGUGACUGCGCAGCCCUUGCCUCCAACGGCGAGCUCAAGAUCGACGAGGGUGGCGUAGAAAAGUACAAGACCCAGUACAUCGACAAGAUUGCCGCCAUCAUCAAGAAGUACCCUGACGUCAAGAUCAACCUUGCCAUUGAGCCCGACUCCCUAGCCAACAUGAUCACCAACAUGGGCGUGGCAAAGUGCUCGCGCGCUGCCCCCUACUACAAGGACCUCACUGCCUACGCUCUCAAGACCCUCAACUUCGCCAACGUCGACAUGUACCUUGACGGAGGCCACGCUGGCUGGCUCGGCUGGGACGCCAACAUUGGCCCAGCCGCAAAGCUCUACGCCGAGGUCUACAAGGCGGCUGGCUCGCCCCGUGCUGUCCGUGGUAUUGUCACUAACGUUAGCAACUACAACGCAUUCCGCAUUGCUACCUGCCCAUCCAUCACCCAAGGAAGCAAGAACUGCGACGAGGAGCGCUACAUCAACGCCUUCGCUCCCCUGCUCAAGGCCGAGGGCUUCCCAGCUCACUUCAUCGUCGACACUGGCCGCAGCGGUAAGCAGCCUACUGGCCAGCAGGCUUGGGGAGAUUGGUGCAACGUCAAGGGCGCUGGCUUCGGUAUCCGUCCUACUACCAACACCGACAACGCGCUUGUCGAUGCUUUUGUCUGGGUCAAGCCCGGUGGCGAGUCUGACGGUACAUCCGACCAAUCUGCUGCCCGCUACGAUGGCUUCUGCGGCAAGGACUCUGCGUUCAAGCCUGCGCCCGAGGCUGGUACUUGGUUCCAAGCGUACUUCGCGAUGUUGCUCCAGAAUGCCAGCCCCGCUCUUGCAUAGAGUUUAGACGAGUAGGAGACACAGUACCUUGAUCCAAGCUUUUGUCGGGUGGAGGAUGUUAAGAGGAUGCACUGUAUAUAGUCGCGACGGCAUCUCGCUUUCUCCUGGAUCACAAGAACUGUAUAUAUCAAUCCCAUGUGUAUAUGAACCACUAUUGAUGUAUGCGACGACUGUUUUUGAGUGAUAUGCGAUGGGUGCAACGGUG